AUGGCGCCGUUCGCCCUCGACGUGCGCUACGGGCCGCGGAAGUUUCGAAUCGCGUGCCGCGGGCCGACGACCGUCGCGCGAGCGAGACGCGCCGUAUGCCGCCGCGCACGCGUGGAGGCGGCAACGCUGCGGACAGCGGAGCGCGCCCUCGACGACGCCGAAGUCCUUGACGGUGAAACGAUGCUCGAGCUCGUGGAAGCGUUGCAGCCUUACCGCGUCGCCUACGCGCUCGUUUUUGUUAGGGCAGCGCCAGACGCUUCGGCGACGGUCGUGGGCCGCCGCCUCCAAGGAGAUCUCGUGCGCGCCGCGCCCGCCGCGGACAACUGGGUCCAAGUCGACGGCGGCUUCAUGAUGCUUGAAAAGCCGGGCCUCGGCCGCCUGCUCGAGCCGCUGGCCGCCGACGAGUUCGCGGCGGCGUCGGCUGCGGCCGACGCGCAGACGGCGGCCACGCGGCGCGAGACGGAGGUAUUAGUCGAGCGCGCCUGCGCCGCGGCGCUGGCGACCGCGGCGCCCGGCGCCGACGAGGGCACGCUCCGCGCGCGAAUCCGGGCCGACGUCCUGCGACGGACCGCCGCGGCCGAAAUGACGCGCACCCAUCACCUGGCUUCGCGCGCGAUCGUCGGCGCGCCCGCGGGCAGCUCUGCAUGCGCCGAGGCGGAUGCGUUCGUCGUGUCGUCGCGCCUCGUUGACGGGUUGCUCGCGAAAGGCUAUGUUGUCGUGGAGGACGUCUUGGAUGCUGACACCGCGCGCGCCGCGCGCCAGGAAGCGGAGAGCCUCGGCAUCCAAUUGAAGCCGACGCUCCAGGCGCUGACGGGCACGCGGUCCGACCGUGUCGGGUGGUUCGGCGCCGAUGAGUUAGCGGCGAACGGCUGCCCGACGCUCGCGCGCCUGGCGCGGCUCCAGCGCGGCGUCGCGGCGGCGAUCAACGCCGACGGCCGGUGGCGCGAGACGCUGACGGUGCCCGCGUCGUCGAUGCUCAGUUGCUACGGGGCGGGCGGCAGGUAUCGGAAGCAUACGGACAACUCGCGCGGCGCCGACGGCGUCUGCGGCAACGCGCGGGCGCUCACGUGCAUCUGUUAUCUGAAUCUCGACUGGGCGGCCGAGGACGGCGGAGCGCUCCGCAUCUACGACGAGAGCGGCGGCGACACCGUGGAAAUAACGCCUGCGGCCGGCCGCGUCGUCGUCUUCGAUUCGUUCCUUGAGCACGAGGUCCUCGAAGCGCGGCGCGACCGUUACGCGCUGACGUUCUGGAUUUUUGCCGAGCGUUAA
Pelagomonas calceolata is the source of this 1269-nucleotide messenger RNA. The record is from the annotation of a GenBank genome assembly. NCBI's taxonomy places the organism in Eukaryota, Pelagophyceae, Pelagomonadales, Pelagomonadaceae.